AUGACUGAUUAUGAAACAGCACGAGAUGAUCAAUAUGCUUAUAUUCAAUACAAACUACCUGAUGAAGAAUUAACCAUUAUUGGAUACACACCGUUGGUUGAUAUGAACACAGCUCACCAUAUGCUUACAUAUGCGUGUGAAAAACCUGGCAGAAAUAAGCCGUAUUGGACCGAAGGUGCAACAUGUAAAGGUGAAGAAAUUAUUAUCCAUGGAUGGGGUCGAAAUGCACCUGCGUUGAAAUUACCUGAAGAUGUUGGUUUCGUUGUUGGACGGAAUACUCCGUAUAAAUAUAUUGUUGUGAAUAUUCAUUACAUGUCGAAAUUGAAGAAUGACAAUUCAGGCAACCAACUACUUCUGAGUCGAACACCACGGAAAUAUCGAGCAGGUGUUCUGUUAAGUGGAACAAGCGAUAUCUAUCUAAGACCGAAAGCUGAAACCAUCCGAACUCCUUUUUCUUGUCAAUAUGAUGGACCACCGAUAUCGAUUUUUGCCAUACGUGUUCAUGCUCAUCAAUGGGCGCGAGUUAAUUCUCUCUAUCGUGUACGUGAUAAAGAAAUAACUCAAAUUGCAAAAGGUGACCCUCAAUGGCCUCAAUCGUUCUAUCCACUCCCCUCACCUAUCACAGUCGAAGUUGGAGAUUAUCUUGUGGGGCAAUGUGUAUAUGACAAUAAUGAUAAUCGUAUUAUUUAUGCUGGAUCCACACACAAUGAUGAAAUGUGUAAUAUUUAUGCGAUGUAUUCAUAUCAACCAUCACGAAAAUCAUCACCACCUGGACUUUGCUGGGGUAAUUCACAUAACGCAAUGACGAAUCUCAUACCUUUGGAUAGCAUCGUUCCUCCAUUGAAACCAUCUGAUGUCGGUGAAACAAAGAAUGAUCAUCACGCUCAUGCUGAGCAUGCGAUGAUUCCACUUGAAGGAAUGAGAAAAGACUCAUCCAGUGACGAUGACGAUCAGACCGAUGAUCAGUCAUAUGAAGAUUACAUAGAUGAAGUCGAACAUAUGCGAAGUCGCGAGAGAGAGCCUGAUGUACGUAAGAUUUUAUCACAUCUUGGCUUACCUGAUUACGAAUAUGUCGAUGCGCAAAAUUAUGAUCAUCUACUACCAAGUCAUUUAACUUAUGGAAAAGAUCAAACAGUUAAAUUACAUAAUGCCAAAUUAAUGAGCCCUAAUGUAUAUACAAAUGUGGAAAACUGGCCGGAUGUCAAAACAUUACCAGCUGAAUUAGGUGAAAUCGGUGGUAUUGCUUUGAGCAAUGGUAAUAACGAAUUAAUCGUCUUUCAUCGUGGUUCGCGUAAAUGGGAAUACAAAUAUUUCAAUGAGUAUCGUUUUCGUAAUGAUCGAUAUGGUCCAAUCGAUGAAGAUGUUCUUAUUCAUAUUGAUACUCGUACAGGAGAAACAAAAUACCGAUGGGGUGCGAAAAUGUUCUUUAUGCCGCAUGGGUUGACAAUCGAUCAUGAAGGAAAUUUUUGGGUGACCGAUAUUGCCAUGCAUCAAGUUUUAAUGUUCAAACCAAAUGAAUUAACACAUCCAGCGCUGACUGUUGGUGAACUAUUUCAACCUGGUUCAGGGCCCAGUCAACUUUGUCGACCAACAGAUGUUGCCGUGAUGAAAAAUGGAGAUUUCUUCAUUGCUGACGGGUAUUGUAAUAGUCGAAUCGUGAAAUUUAAUCGUAAAGGAGAGUAUUUAUUGGAAUGGGGUUCGGGAAUGAGUAGUAAACUUGAUAGUGAUGGUUUUCCAGUUCCUAAUGAAUGGAAUAUUGUACAUUCAAUUGCAUUAAAUGAAGAUGCACAAUUGAUUUGUGGUGCUGACCGCGAAAAUUUUCGUAUUCAAUGUUUCAACUCGAAUACAGGAGAGUUUAUACGACAAAUACGAGUUGAGCAAAAAAGUACCAUCGGUGCCAUCUAUGCCAUCGAAUUUGCACCGAAUGCCAAUGGAACAAUCUUAUUUGCUGUUACCGGCGGAGCACAAACAACGACGAAAAAGGUUUACAUGAUCGAUGCAAAAACUGGAGAUAUUUUAACAUCAUUUGAUUCAAAUCCAACCUUAAAUGCUCCACAUGAUAUUACCGUUUCAUCAAAUGCUCGGGAAAUCUAUGUCGGUGAAUUAGCGUUAACUCCUGCGAACGCUUUGCAUAAAUUUGAACUAUCAAAACGAAAAGAUCUUCCGACGCAAACUUACAGUCGACGAACUUAUUUCUCUGAUAAGAACUUUCGCAUUUCAUUGAUUAUUAUGAUUGCGUUUGCAACACCUGUUAUCAUUGCUGUGAUUGUUGGAUGUUGCAUUCGUAUAAAAAAUCUCCGUAAACUUAAUCGUUUGAAUUCAUUUUUAAACACAGUGAAAAAUGGAAGUACCAAUCGUAAUUCUGUUCUGGGUGACUGGAUGAACCGUCGAAAAGGCUUUGAAUUGUUAGAACAAUAUUCCGAUGGAGAAAAUGAACCAUUCGAUGCCAAUGCUGGAAAUGAUUCUAAUGAGAAUUCAGGCGAUGAAACAAUUACAGUCACGAAUAAACCACAAGGACUCAUAUCAAAUAACAAGCAAAAUACUAAUAUGUUCAAGAUGGGUGAAAGUCUUUAA
Molecule: messenger RNA, 2574 nt
Organism: Adineta ricciae
Lineage: Eukaryota; Metazoa; Rotifera; Eurotatoria; Adinetida; Adinetidae
Source: the annotation of a GenBank genome assembly